Auxenochlorella protothecoides is the source of this 1338-nucleotide messenger RNA. RefSeq names its product Far upstream element-binding protein 1. NCBI's taxonomy places the organism in Eukaryota, Viridiplantae, Chlorophyta, Trebouxiophyceae, Chlorellales, Chlorellaceae. Gene Ontology annotation, biological process: regulation of gene expression. Gene Ontology annotation, molecular function: protein binding; mRNA binding. The record is from RefSeq and is a predicted model, not a curated record. The transcript has 5 exons. Bases 1 to 1338 code for a protein of 445 amino acids. Gene Ontology annotation, cellular component: cytoplasm; nucleus.
AUGUCUGAAGCCGAUACCACAGUGGGCCAGCUGGUGGAGCCCGCGGCCGAGGAGGUCACGGCCCCCGUCGAGGACCCAUCCACGGGUGAUGGCGCGACCCAGCCUGCUGGGGAGGAGGAGAAGGAAGCUGGGAACCCCGCUGCGCCUGACACCGAUGCGGCCGCUGCCACGGCUGCGGCAGUAGCAGCCAGGCUCAUCCAGCAGCACGAGGAGCAGGCCGGUGCUGUCUAUGGCUCCAACCCCUACGAUGUCAGCCAGACCGCUGCCGGCUUCGAAGGGUUCCCAGGCCCGGACGGCGCCGACGGGAACAACAAGCGCCCUCGGGAUGGUGAGGGCGUCGAGCACGAGGAGGAUGGCCCCGACAAGAAACGUGCCUCCACCAACUUCCUGAGCUCCGAGGGGCAGGCCGCGCCGGAGAACCCGGACGGCGCGGAGGGCGAGGCCUAUGGCAACCCCGGCCCCGGCCUGGGGGACUUCAGCACGAGCACCACCGCCAGCACCGUGUUCGACAUCCCCGCCAACAUGGUGGGCAAGCUGAUUGGGCGCAGCGGCGAGACCAUCCGGAACCUGCAGCUCAGCACCGACACGCGCAUCCAGGUGGACCACGAGGGCGGCGGCGACACGCGCCGCAUUACCAUCACCGGCAUGACGCAGGACCAGGUGGACCGCUGCCGGCGUGAGGUAGAGGGCCUGACCGGGGAAGAGGAGGUGCAGGAGACGAUGGAGUGCCCUGCCGGCAUCGUGGGGCGCAUCAUCGGGCGGGGCGGGGAGACCAUCCGCGCGCUGCAGUCUGCCUCCCAGGCCCACAUCACGGUGGACCAGAACUUCCCCGAGGGCCAGCCGCGCAAGGUGAUCAUCUCCGGCACCGCCGACGCCGCGCGCCGCGCGGUGGCCCUCAUUCAGGAGCUGAUCGUGGGCGAGGCCGGCUCCGCGCAGGCCAUCAUCCAGCGCGUCUGCGCCGAGAACGGCAUCGGCAAGAGCCACAGCUUCACCGUGCCCAAGGGCAUCGUGGGGCGCAUCAUCGGGCGCGGCGGGGAGACCAUCAAGCAGAUCCAGCGCGCCUCCCAGGCCACCAUCCAGAUCGAUCAGGGUGGCGACCCCUGCAACGUGACCAUCGCGGGGCAGCCCGCCGCCGCCGAGGCGGCCAAGCGCAUGGGCUACGGCGCCGCCGCAUACGGAGGCGGUGCGCAGGCGGGAGGCCCUGCGGCCGGAGGGUUGCCGGGAGCGUCUGCCGGCGGCGCCUCGCAGUGGCAGGAGCUGCACGAUGACCAGGGCCGCGCAUACUACUACAACGCCACCACCGGCGUCACGCAGUGGGAGCGCCCCGCCGACCUCUGA